Amoebophrya sp. A25 is the source of this 1845-nucleotide messenger RNA. The record is from the annotation of a GenBank genome assembly. Lineage: Eukaryota; Dinophyceae; Syndiniales; Amoebophryaceae.
GUCAACGAACGUAGAGCCGAUGAAGAACGUGCAAUCGAGCAGCAAAUGAAUGCCCACAUGAGAGCGGUGCAACGAGCAGCUUCAGAAGCGCGGAAGGAAUGGUUUCAAGGCAGCGAGAUAGUGGAGGAUCGAGCCAAAGUUGUUGCGGAAGAUCGUCUUGACCGGCGUGUCCCGUUCGCCGUGAUGUACGACGCAUUUGACGGAAAGCCGCGCAGCGUUUCAAUGAGGCCACAUUUCUUAAGAUUGGUUGGAGUUCGUCAUCUAUUAGUGGUAUUUCAUCUCCUUGUCGUUCUCGCAUUCGCAAAUCAUGCAUUGCAUUUACCUCGAGAGGAACAACAGCUGCAUUCCUAGCUUUCACUUUGACUUUCCCAAUUUAUAUUACAGCCCUGACCACAUCCCUCAUUCUCAUCGGAUAACUUAAAGCAUGACUACCAAUAACCUCGUCUGUGAGACUCGGCUUCCCAAAACUCCAGGAAGUUGAAGAUCUUUUUUACCUUCUUCGUGCAGCAGCUUGAUGAUCUCUAACCUGCAAAGACGGAGAUGAUCGUUACAAACCAGUCAGCAUCGAGACAGAGCGGGAGAAGCGCCUGGACAAGGAAAAGGAGAGAAUUCAGCAUAUGCUGAAGAGCGGAGGUGGCGGCAUGCAACUGAAGCUGCACAAAGAGGCGACCAGUCCCGAAAAAGCUGGUAAGUUCGCAGGCGCGCAUGGUCCUAGGAUCCACAGCAGAAUGGACAGGCUUGUCCAAAUGCAGAAAGGCAGAUCGGUAAAAUGUUUCUUGUUCUUCUCUUUGCUUCUUUCCUGGUCCAGCACCGAUAUUAUGUAUGACGUCGGAGGCGAGGAGCAGGUGCCUGUGGGGCUCGUUGUGAAGGAUCCAUAACCUAACCUAACCUAGUUGUACUAGUAUCUAGCUGUCGUAGUUUUACUUACUUCUAAACUAAAAGUCCUGGUGCCAACCCCAACAUUUCUAUCUACAACUACAGGAAUCCGCCAGCAGACUGGAUUUUUCGCCUGCUGCUAAGAGGCAAGCUGCAGAUUUGCGGUUUCGACUUAGGCGUGAGCAAAGACUGCAGGGGACGGGCCAAAACGAGCACAACAGGGAAUUUCAAAAGAUGCUGCGUGACGCGGGAUUGACGUAAAAAGAUUCUGCGAGAAGCAGGAUUGACGCAAUUUAGGAAGAACAAAAAAGAUACUUGGUUAUGAUCAUGUAAGCUUGAGCAGCUGGAGAAAGAUCAAAAAUACUAUCCAAGAUGGAAUGGAGGACUGAGCACACAGACACAAUCUGAAAUGUAACGGUAAUUGCAGAAAAAAAAGGACGGAUGUACAGCAUAUUAUUUAUCGCACUAGAGUUUGACUUAGAUUCUUCACAGCAUCAGCAUACACGAUAAAUAUAUCGGACAUAACUAUCGCAUACACAUCACUUUUACAAAGACAUUAUCAACAUUUAAAGUAAAACAGCAAGUACUAAUGCUAAUCUGAAAAUAUUGUCAAACUCAAAGUAACUGCAUGCACUAUGAAAAAGCGAGAAGAACAGUUUUGAAAAAUUCAAUGAAAUAUUCGAGAAUUAUUCUGCAACAUAUCGGCAUCCGGUAAACCAUUAUUUUGCACAUUAUUCUCUUCAUGAGUAAGAAGAAAUCUGUAUCAAUGAUAACUCCACUGGUUUUAUUGGAAUUCGUUGUAUAUAAUUCGUUUGAUGUCAAGAAAUAGAGCUUCACUACAUGGAUCGUGACAAAUUUUUGUAACAUUGAUUAUCUUCAGCUAAAACAUCGUAAUUCUUAAUCUGGUAAGUAGUAACGUGGAAUUCUCAACUAUUCAUCUUGGAUUUGUGUUGAUAGACUAUGGCAAGC